AUGAUGGAAGGUGGGAGGGAACAGAAUGUACCACUGAAUGGGGGGGUCCUGGGGAAACAUCUGGAGGAAACACCCUCCCGUGCCAAGUGAUCUGCCAAAAUUGAACAUGGGGAGGUGAAGUGGGGUGACAUGUCAGUUGGGAACCAUCUUUAGGAGUGCUAACCAUAAUCUCCCUUUCUCCAAUCAUAGCAUCCUGCCUUCCUCAUCAAAUGCCACCCCACCCCCACACUUCUUCGGCCAUGUCCCGGCGGUGCUGUGUGACGUCUAAGCCCGUCCUUCCCGCCCAGGGCUACCAUUGGCUGGGUGGUGGCAUGCUGACCAAUCAAAGCUCAGAAACGUGGUUGCCUCAUUGUCGUGGACGAAAGGGGCACGUACACGUAGACCAGGCAGCCUGACAUUGACGUUGGAGACGUUGAGUUGAGCAAGAUGGCGCCAAAGAAGAGAGCCUCGGGACCGCCGGCCGAGGCCGGGGAGACGCGAAAGAGGAAGUCCUCUUCUGAGGCGAGUCCCAGUACCCCGAAGAAGAUGCCCAAGGUGGGCAAGAGAGGAAAAGCAGGUCCUGGAGGGAGAGGAGGGAAGAAACGUGCCGCUGGGAAAAAGAUGGCAGCCAUGGGAGCCCCUGAGGCAGGGAGCGGGCCAGCACCACCCGGGCCCAGCCAGCCGCCGAGCCAGGAGCUUCCUCCAUGCAAAGUGCCUGUGAAGGAGGAGCCAGUGGGCGAGCCCGACCCACUGAGCCAGGAGACCCAGCUGGAGGAUCCACUGAGCCAGGAGACCCAGCUGGAGGAGCCACUGAGUGACGUGAUGACCGUCUCCACCUCUUCGGAGCCACUGAGUGACGUGAUGACCGUCUCCACCUCGUCGGAUCCACCGAGUGACGUGAUGACCGUCUCCAUCUCGUCCCUCAGCAGCGACUAAGUUCAGGCCCAGCUGCCAGGAGACUCGGAGAUCUCACCAGCGCAGGGGGCACCCCCAUGCUGAUGUCAAUAAAUCCAAUGU
Molecule: messenger RNA, 996 nt
Organism: Callithrix jacchus (white-tufted-ear marmoset)
Lineage: Eukaryota; Metazoa; Chordata; Mammalia; Primates; Cebidae
Product: testis-specific basic protein Y 1-like
Source: RefSeq, a predicted model, not a curated record